AUGUCCAGCAAUCCUCAGUGGAAAUUGUUCCAGCCGCCAGAUUCACAUGUAUCCCCCUUGCAAGAUAUUUUGGACCUCCAGCAUUCUAGUAUGCAAUCGAAACAGGUCUAUCGCAAUGGCACAUAUAGUAGUGAGUAUCCUAGCUCACCAAGAGGUAAUUUUCAAAAUAUGAACAAACCAGGUGGAGGAAAUAGAUUUACUAUGGGCAAUUACAAUUUAGACGUUUGUCCAAUGGGUGACUCCGUCGGUGUAUUCUCAUCUAGCUCCACAAAUAACCCAACUCAAUAUGAUUCAGUGAACCACCCGCCAAUUAGAGAAACUGGCAUCAUUGAGAAAUUACUUCAUUCCUAUGGCUUUAUACAAUGUUGUGAGAGACAGGCCCGUUUGUUCUUUCACUUCAGCCAAUUCAGUGGCAACAUUGAUCAUUUGAAGAUUGGUGAUCCAGUGGAAUUUGAGAUGACAUAUGAUAGACGAACUGGAAAACCAAUAGCCUCAACUGUUACAAAGAUUGCCCCUGAGGUGGUGUUAAGCGAGGCGCGUGUUACUGGUAUAGUGACAACAGAAGUGAAGGGAGAGGGCUCAGGUGAUAACACUGGUAGAAUAUCCUAUGAGAAUCGUGGUGAAUGUUUUUUCUUGCCGUACACAAAGGAUGAUGUUGAAGGAAAUGUCACAUUGAGAAGUGGUGACGCUGUUAGCUUUCAGAUUGCAACUAACCAAAGAGGCACACUUGGUGCUUGUCAUGUUCGUUUUGAAAACCCUGUGCAUCCUGUUAAGUACCAUGGGGUUGUGUGUUCCAAAAAAGAGAAUUUCGGAUUCAUCGAGCGCGCCGAUGUCGUUAAAGAAAUAUUUUUCCAUUACUCAGAAGCAAAAUUGAAGGAGGAAUUGUCUCUUGGGGAUGACGUUGAAUUUAUUAUUCAAACAAGAAAUGGAAAAGAAGUUGCAUGCAAUAUAACAAAACUGCCAAGUGGUUCAGUCGUGUUUGAAGACAUUAACCCAGAGAUCAUGCGGGGCCAAGUUCUGAAGCCUCUAGAACGUGGUAACAUGAUGCGUGUACCACAAAACGAUCCUCUACCCGGGAGGAUAAAGUAUCGCGCAGCAGAUCAUUCAGAAGUUGAGGUGCCUUUCGGUGACAAAGAUCAGUGUGGAGAGUUCACACUUCGCCAUGGCGAUUGGGUCCAAUUUCAAGUAGCUACUGACCGACGGGACCAGUUGAAACGCGCAACCAAUAUCUCUCUUCUGGACGAGUCUUUUAAUGUCUCUGGUGAAAGGAGAGAGCAGGGUAUCGUAUGUUCCUUGAGAGAGGGCUUUGGCUUCAUCCGCUGUGUAGAACGUGACCAGACCAUGUUCUUCCAUUUUGCUGAAGUCUUGCGUCUUGGUCAAGAGCUUAGUGUUGGUGAUGAGGUGGAGUUCACGGUUGACCCAGUAACAACAUUUUCAAACAUGGCGGGUGUUCGCCAGUCAGCGAUCCGUAUUAAACACCUGCCCCAAGGCACCGUGCAGUUUGAAACACUGGUCGAGAAGGGUAUUCGCGGUGUCGUCACUAAAGAAGCGCCAUCGUUCUCGUCUUCUGGUAGCCCUACACGCAAUGGGACUUCGGAAAAUGGAGUCAUUACUUGCCAAAUCAACAAUGUCAAAAAGAAUAUACCAUUUUCGGCGAAGAAGUGUGAGUCGAAAAUGUUGCCGCGCGUCGGCGACAAAGUAACGUUCGACAUUUACCAGUCAAAGAGGACCAAAGAUCUAAUAGCGAUGUCUGUGCAAGUACAACACAGUUUGACAAACGGAAGCUCAUCUAAUGGCAACGCUCGUCCAAUAAUGCAAGGAUUUAUCGCGGCUCUUAAGGACGGAUUCGGCUUCAUAGAGACAUCAGAUCAUUCGAAGGAAAUUUUCUUUCAUUUCAGUAACCUCGAGCGCAGUCCCGAUGGCCUCGAACUCGGCACAGAAGUGGAGUAUUCGCUGGGCAGGGCCAGCAGUUCGGGUGGUGGAUGCGCUAGCGCAGAGUUCGUGCGCGUAUUGCCUCGCGGUACAAUUCCUAUCGCGAGGUCGUUGGACGCGACCCUCAAUGGCACGGUGACGCGUACACUGCGCGCCCUCAAUCCAGACCAAGCUCAGUAUUCGGGUCUGAUCCAAGUGGAAAACGGAAUAUCCUUUGAGUUCGGCAUAAUGGGCUUGGCUAGCAAACGGGAGAUCCUUCAAGUUGGCGAUCCGGUUACCUUUCAGGCGGACAUGGAGGGCCGAGCGACUAACAUAGUGCCCGUUAGGAAGAAACGACGCGCUGUCGUUGACGCUAUUAAGGGUGGUUUUGGUUUUCUAUCGGUGGAGGGCGAUGACAACCGUCGCCUGUUCUUCCACAUGUCGGAGGUCCGCGGCAACCACGCGGAGUUGCAGCCGGGCGAUUUUGUUGAGUUUGUGAUGCUGACGAACCCGAGGAACGGCAAGUCGUCCGCUUGCAAUGUCGUCAAGACCGGGAGCAAGGGUGCAGUAAGCAAAGCCCGCCCCGAGCGGUUGCUAGCUCGCCUCCGCACUAUGUCGCUUGAGGACGCGUCGUCGCCUCGCGUGAUCGUUGCGCGGAUGCCCCGGGGCCCUGAUGGAACGCGAGGGUUUCGCCCCAGGCGCCCGUUCAACGAUCAACUACCUGAGUGA
Leptosia nina is the source of this 2640-nucleotide messenger RNA. Lineage: Eukaryota; Metazoa; Arthropoda; Insecta; Lepidoptera; Pieridae. The record is from the annotation of a GenBank genome assembly.